AUCAAACAGUAUUUCAUCCACCUAAAAUUAGGAAAUCUUCCGAAUUUAUGGUGAUAUAUCGAACUUCAAUACCAAGGUGUCCCAAGGUCAUGGCCAGCCGGCAAAAAUUAGGAAAGCUAAUUCUUGAAGAAGAUGAGUAUCGUAAUAAAGGAUGGCAAACCAUCUCGCUAUUGGACACCGAUACCAGACUUGGAAAUUUCGUCUGGAAACGACCCCGAAGUUUUAUUAUAAAGGUUCUAUGGGAGAAAUAUAUUUCUGUUAAAACAGACGAAAAUUUAGUUGAAUUUCUUGAAGAAUGCGAAAAUCAAAAUUUCCACUUCCAAACGAAGAGCAGGACUGAGCCAUUAUCACAGACGAUCUGGGAGAAAAUGAUACAUGCCAGUAUUGAUGUUGAUGGUGUAGGGGCCAGCGCCACUGAUACAAUAAAAAGGAGCAAUCCUAUAAGAGAGUUAAGAAUUACAUCGCUAGUAAGGAGUGAGCUGGAAAAACAACUCAGAUCAGUGUAAUGAUAUACAAUUGUAUUUCUGCUGAAACCACAACAUCGUGAUUUUUUUUCUUCAAAUUUUAUUUGCAAGUUGGAGUAUUCUUGUUCCUUGUUCUAGAGUGAGCAGUGAUUGGUCAAUUUAACACUUAACUUGAAAG
This is a messenger RNA of Ylistrum balloti, 642 nucleotides long. RefSeq lists its product as uncharacterized. The record is from RefSeq and is a predicted model, not a curated record. The coding region runs from base 48 to 506 and encodes 152 amino acids. NCBI's taxonomy places the organism in Eukaryota, Metazoa, Mollusca, Bivalvia, Pectinida, Pectinidae. The transcript is spliced from 3 exons.